Molecule: messenger RNA, 1059 nt
Organism: Microsporum canis CBS 113480
Lineage: Eukaryota; Fungi; Ascomycota; Eurotiomycetes; Onygenales; Arthrodermataceae
Exons: 2
Coding region: 1-1059 (352 amino acids)
Molecular function (GO): methyltransferase activity
Source: RefSeq, a predicted model, not a curated record
AUGGCCCAAACGAGAUCGCAUGCACAUAGACCUCCCCGAGGGGAAGCUUCCGACACUGACAUAGAGAUGUCGAAUGAAGGCGAUGUCCCUGAUACAGAUAUUGAUGUCAGUUCGGAUGGGCAACAUUCAUCUUUGGCCCCUGGUGAGGACAAUACAAACGCCGGUUCAACCAAAUCCUUAUCCGAGCAUGCUUUCCAGGUAGUGGAAGAAAAUGGCCGUCAAUAUUGUGACAAUACAUAUUUUAUGCCCAACGACGAACGGGAACAGACUCGUUUGAACAUUGUCCAUCAAAUGUACCUCAUUAUCCUGGAAGGCCGAUUAACAAAGUGUGCUCUCCCGCAAUCGAUAAGAAGAGUCCUCGAUGUUGGCUCUGGGCCUGGUGAUUGGGCUCUUGCUAUGGGGGAAGAGUUCCCAAACACCGAGAUAAUAGCAACUGAUAUUAGCCUCUUUGACCCUGAAUCAGUUGGCAUCUGCCCACCAAAUGUAUCCUUCCAGAUAGACGAUGCUCAGGGAGAAUGGACAUUUCGUGAGCCUUUUGAUUUCAUCCACGUUCGAGGGUUGGGGGGCGGGAUCUGUGAUUGGUCCCUGUUUUACCAGCAAGCUUAUCAACACCUUGUCCCUGGAGGGCUCAUCCAAAUAGCUGACUCUGCUCUCUUUGCGGACGAUAUGAGCCUACCAAAUUCUCCUCCAAAUUCGUACCUCAGCAUUUAUCUGGGGGCAAUCAGCUCUGCUGCAGAAAUUGCAGGAUAUCCCCGAAGUUUUGAUCACCUUCGUUCUGCUGCUUUAGAGGCAGCUGGAUUUACUGAUAUCCGCAUAUAUGACACCCAUAUCCCUGUAGGAACCUGGCCUGAGGAUCCACUGGGAAAAACCCUUGGAAAGAUGACGUUGAUCGUACUGUUUGAAGGCCUCGAGGCUACCAGUAUGCGUCUAUUAACGAAAUAUCUUGGAUGGAGUGCAGAAGAUGUUAUAGAUCUUUGUGAGAAAGUGCAGUUAGAAGUUUUGAACAGCCAAGGUAUGGGAGGAGUGGUGAAGAUAGUUGUGGCAAGAAAACCAAGAUAG